AUGGAUCGCGGAGAUCAUCACAGUCCGGGCGAGUUGGACGCGUUACACGGCGAUUGGAACAGAUCCGAAACUACCAUUUGCUUGCCAUCACCAUCCCCAUUGAAGCGAGCAUCGACGUAUCUCCCCAAAGCAGGACCUAAGGUACUGGAAGAGUCGAACACCGAUCCAUUCUACCUCGAGCAGUCACUAGCUGCCACCCCAUCAAACUGGGACUCGUACGAUUCAGCGAUCCGCAAUGAGAGAUUCAGCGACGAUAACAGUCAUUACUAUACGCUCUCGUUGACACACCAGAGGAGCGCCUCGGAUCUACACAAUUCGUCCCACCAAUUCGGUCCUGACCGGUCUACUAUCGCACAAUUAGAGCUGGAGAACAACUUGAGAUUCCAUCGUUAUACAUCAUCCACCGAGGAAGAGACCAGACCUCUUCACAGCAGCCAAGAGUCUUUUAGCUCGGUCCAGACUGAUAGCAGUACCCCCGAUCUUACCCCAAGCAGCUCCUUCUCUUCCACAUACUCCGCUGCUUGCCCAGACGCCGUCAUCAAGGCGACUGAGAAGCUAUACCAUCACGCCAAGCGUGCACAAUCAGAGCCCCGUCGUGAUUUCUACCUUCCUGCAUCUACUCCUCCUAAGCAGCUGCCUCCACCUCCACCUGUUCCUGCACUUCCCAGGGCACACACCCGACCCGCUACUCCUGGUUCCGGUGGCGCGAAUACCCUUUCAAUCAGCACAAUGAAAUACGAGGCAUCAGGCAGUAUGUCAUCUUCAUCUCGUCGGAGAAAGCCUCACCCUACCCUGCCCAACCUGUCACGCCGUCCGAGCUCCCAUAGCUCGCGGAGGAAACAGUCAAGCCCUGGAACCAGACCGCCAUUGGAUCCAUCAAUGAUUUCACCACCGAGCUUGAUCAACCCAGUGACCAUGGAGCCUCAUGCCACGCACUUUGAGCAGGCUCUCUUCAUCCCUGCCAACGACUGCCCCAGCCCUAUUCCCAGUCCUUCGGCUAGCUCACCACCCAUCUCCCGCCAGUGGACUGCCACAUCUAUGGAGCGACCCUCGACUUCCACAAUGGAUGCUUACUGUGAGCACUCUGUCUGGGAGUCCGACUCUGAUAACGAGUCCAUCGGCCACAAGUCUCUCUCUCGCAGACCCAUCGAUACACUGCGCAAGGUUCGAAGCCGUGCUAAGCUUCGUGCUGCCAAGUCUCAGCCCAAGUUGCACCAAGCUAUGCUUGAUGAUGAGACACCUGAGAAAUUCCCUUGCAUGCCAGACGAUGCAGUCGGCCAGCCUGUCCCCGAACCGUAUCGUGGUGUCAGCCUCGACCGACCCAGUACCAGCCGGGAUGGACUGCGUUAUAAUCAUCCUCUGCAAACCCUUCGCCUCGUCGCACCUUCCACUACAUCCCUGCUUAAACCCCGCUCUCGAAACAAUAGCAAUGGCAACUUGCGAGACUCCGACAUUGACCGGUCAACUGCAGCCGCCGCUCAGGCUCGCUCCAGGCGCCGUCAGCAAUCAGACUCUCCCGAGUACCUCAAGGAAGAGACAGAGAAGUUAACCUCCAUGUGCUACGAGCAACAUUCUCCCGUUCCCUUCGAGGAUCCCAUCGACCAAAGACCCUUCUUCAGACGGGUCCUUGAUUCCCUCCGAUCAUUGAGCUGCCACAAGGCAGCCACCAAAACCACUACCACAUUCUGA
Penicillium brasilianum is the source of this 1689-nucleotide messenger RNA. The record is from the annotation of a GenBank genome assembly. NCBI's taxonomy places the organism in Eukaryota, Fungi, Ascomycota, Eurotiomycetes, Eurotiales, Aspergillaceae.